AUGAGUGCUAUAAUCAUCACUGGGUAUAAAACUGACCCUAACUCUAUGGCUCUUUUGCGAUCAAGCUACCACCUAAUUAGUAGACUACCAGCUGAUAUAGAUAAUGAUGAUCUUCGACGAGCUGUUCCACAGCAAGAGUCCCAAAUCCCAAUUAGCUAUAGUCAAUCCAUCAAAAACGUUUGUAUACUUUUGAAGUUUCCCAGUUUCCAAAGUAAUUUAGAAAUUCGUGAAGAAAUUGAAAAGCGUUGA
This is a messenger RNA of Hansenula ciferrii, 249 nucleotides long. RefSeq lists its product as uncharacterized. The record is from RefSeq and is a predicted model, not a curated record. The transcript has a single exon. NCBI's taxonomy places the organism in Eukaryota, Fungi, Ascomycota, Saccharomycetes, Phaffomycetales, Wickerhamomycetaceae. The coding region runs from base 1 to 249 and encodes 82 amino acids.